AUGGCACAGGGGCGCAGCGCCCGCUGCGCUUUGUUCGCCGCCCUGGUACUAUGCCUGCUCGCCAUCACCGCUCAGGCGGCGCGAUCUGUCCCAGCACCUGCGCCAGCACCAGGGCCCAGUGUCGAUUUCACUGCACCUUGUAAGUGCAAUCCAGCGUUUCAGGCUACCACAGGAGAGUGCAGGAAACUCUCGCUGGCCACACCAUGGAGCUGCAUGGUUGACCCUUCAAAUCCCCAUCCAGAGUACCCGCGCCCAUAUCUACAGCGCGCGAUCUGGAUGAGUUUGAACGGCAUUUGGGACUGGGACCGCCUAGAGGGCUGGAAGACAGAGUUCACCCCAGCGGCUAGAAAUUAUUCAUACGAGAUUGUGGUGCCCUUUGCUCCGCCCUCUGACCUCUCAGGUUUGGCGGCUCCGUACAGUAAAGAUGGGUUUACCCGCAUGGUUUACCACCGCACCUUCAAACUUCCCACAGCAUGGAGAAGCCUGCCCACAGCCCAGAAUGUCAUGCUUCAUGUGGAUCGUGUUGAUUGGGAGGCAGAGGUAUUUGUCAAUGGGGUUACUGUAGGCCUCCACCGGGGCGCGUAUAACCGAUUCUCCAUGGACAUCACCCACGCUCUUACAAAGAGCAGAACCGGGCAGCACGACCUUGUCAUAAGGGUCUUUGAUCCGAGUGAGUCAGCCCACAUUGUCCUCGGAAAGCAGCGCAUGCACCCAGAUUCCACGAUUUUCUACAAGGGAGUCGAAGGAAUAUGGGGCAGCGUUUGGCUGGAGCCGGUGUCCAAAUCGGGUGUACAGAGGUUGGAAUUUGCGCCCAACAUCGACACAAGCUCGCUGAGGAUCAAAGCAGUGGCGAUUGAUAGGAACGCUUCAUCUGGAAUGAACCUGGCGGUCACUGCCAAAGCUGAUGGCAAGACGGUGGCAACAGGACGUGGAAUCCCAGGGACGCCUUUUGAUAUUGCGAUCCCAAAUAUGCGAUUGUGGGCAGGGCGAUCUGAUCCUUUCCUGUACACGAUCGAGGUUGACGUCACUGACAACUCCACACAGGAAGUGGUGGAUCAUGUUGAGAGCUCCGUUGGGAUGAGAAAGUAUUCCCUGGCACAAGUGGAUCCCACCAGCCCUGACAGCCCCAUCCGGAUUUUCCUCAACAACAAGCCCCACACUCUAUUCGGGUUCCUUGACCAGGGGUUCUGGCCUGAUGGCAAAUACACUGCCCCGACAGACGAGGCUCUGCUGUACGAUAUCCAGGCUGCAAAACGCAUGGGAGCCAACGUUCUGCGCAAGCACAUAAAAGUGGAACCUGACCGCUUCUACCACCAUGCCGACAGGGAGGGUCUAAUCAUCAUCCAAGACAUGCCAAGCAUGUACUUUGCUGGUGAUCUGCCGGGCAGGCUCCAUCCAGAAAUCCUGCCUGGAGAGAAGCAACAGUUCGAAGCCGAGUUCAAGCGCAUGAUUGAGGAUCACAGCGCUAUGACUUCCAUUGGUCUGUACUAUACCUUCAAUGAGGGCUGGGGCCAGUAUGACACUCAGCGCAUCGUUCAGAUGGGCCAUGACAUGGACCCUUCAAGACUGUGGGGUGCUGCUUCCGGCUGGAUUGACCCUCAGGACAGAACAGCAGACGAUUUGAAGAAGGAAUACGAGCACUACACCGGCUAUGUGGGCGACGUCAAAGACGACCACAACUACCCAAACCCAGUCAGCACCGGGGCAACCUCAACUCGUGCAUCGAUUGUUGGGGAGUACGGCGGCAUUGGCAUGUGGCUUGAGGGUCACAAUACAUUCUCCCGUUCAGACGCCGCGGAGAAGCCGGGCAAUGGGCCAUACGCGGACAACAGCACACAGCUGCAAGAGCAGUACUUGAAGCAUCUGUCAACCAUAAAGGACCUCGUGCAAGGGAGCACAGGAGUCAGUGCGGCCAUAUACACCCAGCUCACUGAUGUGGACACUGAGCCUAAUGGGAUCAUGUCCUAUGACCGCAAGGUCAUCAAGUUUGCUGACCUGGCGGUCGUCCGAAAGAAGACUGAAGAGCUCCUGUCUGCACCUGUCAAUUAG
Coccomyxa subellipsoidea C-169 is the source of this 2049-nucleotide messenger RNA. RefSeq names its product glycoside hydrolase. The transcript is spliced from 14 exons. Gene Ontology annotation, molecular function: hydrolase activity, hydrolyzing O-glycosyl compounds. The record is from RefSeq and is a predicted model, not a curated record. Gene Ontology annotation, biological process: carbohydrate metabolic process. Bases 1 to 2049 code for a protein of 682 amino acids. Lineage: Eukaryota; Viridiplantae; Chlorophyta; Trebouxiophyceae; Coccomyxaceae.